UUGACUAUUUCAGUUCAUCUUUUUUCUGUCCUGAAUUUGUUUUCAAGGUUGAGAAUUUACUUUCCAAGUUCCACGCUCGUGUUACAUCACGCUUGCAAAAAGACACAAGUGGCCAGUUGAAGAAUUCGCGGUCGAGAGGUCAAAGAAGCACACCGCCAUCAACCCCAAGCACAUCAGGCCUUGGGGGACUGUUAACCCAGGCACGUGAGGAUGAAGAAGUGUGUCCCAUAUGCUUGCUGGAAAUGGUCGAAGGUGAAAGCUUAACAAGCUGUCAAGAUGGAUGCAACAACAGACUUCAUCAGCAUUGCAUGGAAAUAUGGGCUGCAGAAUGCAAAAGACAGAGAGAGGCACUGUUCUGUCCAUUGUGUCGGAAGGCGUGGUCAUCAGAGGCAUAUGGAACAGAAAGAUCUCCGAGUCGCAGUAUACGAUCUGAACUGCCAAGGGUGGCAGCACCUUUAGGGCCAGAGGAGGUCACUUUGCCGCAUUCAGACCCAGUACCAGCCCUUAAAAUGGCAAAUUUGAGCGAUUUGGUGGGUUUUGCACUGACUGUUACUACAUGUUAUAAAAAGGAGACAAGGCUGGAAAGCUCAUGUCCGACCGCUACAGCACCAAGCCGAUUUUCACCCAGAAAUUAG
Molecule: messenger RNA, 635 nt
Organism: Orbicella faveolata
Lineage: Eukaryota; Metazoa; Cnidaria; Anthozoa; Scleractinia; Merulinidae
Product: mitogen-activated protein kinase kinase kinase 1-like
Source: RefSeq, a predicted model, not a curated record